UCGCGGCGAUUGGCAGGCCCGGCGUCGCGGGGGCGGGACCUGGGGAAGAAAAGGGAACCGCGGGGCUGCUCCGGACCGCGGGGCGAUGGAGGCAGCGGCGGAGACAGGGCUGGCCAACAACUCCCUGGAUGACUUCUUGGUGGAGUUUGACCACGUGGUUCAGGACUUUGAGAAAAGGGUCUUUUCUCAGUAUGAGCCACACCUGGAGGAGUUAAAGAAAAAGGUCUCAUCCAGCAUGUAUGAUAGCGGCAUCGACGACUCAGAAAGCAAGAGCGCCUCUCUCGGCAGCAGCCUGAACACCAGCGAGGAAGACCUCAAUGCUCUGUCGGCUGCCACGGAUGCCCCUUGCUCCUCAGCCAAGCUUGGAGACACACAUGAACUGGAAGAGUUCAUUGCAGACCUGGACCGGAUCCUGGAGGAAAUGUGACCUGCUUUCCUCCUGCACCCUUCAAGAUGAAAAUCCAUACUAGAACAUCCCCUGCCUGCCAAUGUCUCUCUGAAUGGGCCACCUGCCCUUUUCUCCUGGCAGAAGCCCCCUGCCAAAAUUCCUAUGGCUUCUUGCUGCUCUCCCCAAAGCUGGCCUUCUUUGCAAGUGGCUUCUCUGCAGGAGAGGAGCUGAGGGUGUCGCAAUCGUCUCCAAAAUACUUUAAGUCCAGAAGUCAAAGGAGAAAACUAACAAGACCCAAUCCCAAUGACGUUCUGCCAUGGGAUUUAUUUUUAAAAUUCCACCUUGAUGGGAAAGCAUGGACUAUUUUCUGAAAUGUAUAUACUUCUCAAAAGACUUUCUCCUACACUGAGAAGAUGCACCUUUCUCUGAGCCCCGUGCUUCAGACCGCAACCUGGGUUGGGGGAACCUCCCUUCAUAGGGACUGGUGCAGGACUGUGGCAAGUAGCCCUUCCCUUGGCUGCACUCUGAGGGGGGUCUCAUGGGAGGAGUCUGCCUGCUGCCGCUGCUGCAUUUGCUUCUGCAUGGAGCUCUGUAAGGCCCACUUGGCAGAGCAAGGGUGGGGAGCCAGCUUUCCCCUGGGGGCGGGGGAGAGUGUUGUGGGUUGCAUCGGGGCAGUUGGGUUGGGCCCGGUUUGGGGUUUUAUUGUUUCUUGUUUUUAGUUUUUGUAUAUUAUUUUAUCUUAGGGUUGUGAGCUGCCUAAAGUUCUAGUUUUAAGAUGGAUGGCUGUAUAAAUAUUUUAAAUAAAUGUAAAUAAAAUGCUA
Molecule: messenger RNA, 1209 nt
Organism: Candoia aspera
Lineage: Eukaryota; Metazoa; Chordata; Lepidosauria; Squamata; Candoiidae
Product: regulator of cell cycle RGCC-like
Exons: 5
Coding region: 86-427 (113 amino acids)
Biological process (GO): regulation of cell cycle
Cellular component (GO): cytoplasm
Molecular function (GO): protein kinase binding; protein kinase activator activity
Source: RefSeq, a predicted model, not a curated record